Messenger RNA from Drosophila teissieri, 3249 nucleotides. RefSeq names its product serine/threonine-protein kinase fused (gene fu). Gene Ontology annotation, biological process: protein phosphorylation. Gene Ontology annotation, cellular component: cytoplasm. Gene Ontology annotation, molecular function: ATP binding; protein kinase activity. The record is from RefSeq and is a predicted model, not a curated record. Lineage: Eukaryota; Metazoa; Arthropoda; Insecta; Diptera; Drosophilidae. The transcript is spliced from 4 exons. The coding region runs from base 73 to 2490 and encodes 805 amino acids.
GGCUGCUACGGUCAUACUUCACAUUCUUCAGUGGAAAUCGCAUCCCAACCCGCAGGAAAACAAGGAAUAACUAUGAACCGCUACGCGGUAAGCUCGCUGGUGGGGCAAGGAUCCUUCGGAUGCGUCUACAAGGCGACGCGCAAGGACGACAGCAAGGUGGUGGCCAUCAAAGUGAUCUCCAAGCGCGGAAGAGCCACAAAAGAGCUGAAGAAUCUGCGCAGAGAGUGCGACAUCCAGGCCAGACUAAAGCAUCCGCACGUCAUCGAGAUGAUUGAGUCCUUCGAGUCGAAGACGGACCUAUUCGUGGUCACCGAGUUCGCGCUGAUGGAUCUGCACCGCUACCUCUCCUACAAUGGAGCCAUGGGCGAAGAGCCGGCACGUCGCGUGACCGGACAUCUGGUGUCCGCUCUGUAUUACCUGCAUUCUAACCGCAUCCUGCACCGGGAUCUCAAGCCGCAAAACGUGCUGCUGGACAAGAACAUGCACGCGAAGCUCUGCGACUUUGGUCUGGCCCGCAACAUGACCCUGGGCACCCAUGUGCUCACCUCGAUCAAGGGAACGCCCCUCUACAUGGCACCGGAGCUGCUGGCGGAGCAGCCGUACGACCACCAUGCGGAUAUGUGGUCACUGGGCUGCAUAGCCUACGAGAGCAUGGCCGGCCAGCCGCCCUUCUGCGCCAGCUCCAUCCUGCAUCUGGUGAAGAUGAUCAAACACGAGGACGUCAAGUGGCCCAGCACGCUGACCAGCGAGUGCCGCUCCUUCCUACAGGGCCUGCUUGAGAAGGACCCCGGCUUGCGCAUUUCCUGGACGCAGCUGUUGUGCCAUCCCUUCGUUGAGGGACGCAUCUUUAUUGCAGAAACGCAGGCGGAGGCGGCCAAGGAAUCGCCUUUCACAAAUCCCGAAGCGAAGGUAAAGUCGUCCAAGCAGUCCGAUCAGGAGGCAGGUGAUUUGGACGAGGCCUUGGCCGCUUUGAACUUUGGCGAGCCGCGACAGGAAAACUUGAGCACCUCCCGCGACAGCAUCAACGCCAUUGCACCCAGUGAUGUGGAGCAUCUUGAGACAGAUGUCGAGGACAACAUGCAACGCGUGGUCGUUCCGUUCGCAGACUUAUCCUACAGGGAUCUGUCCGGUGUUCGGGCAAUGCCGGUGGUACACCAGCCGCUGAUCAACUCGCACACUUGCUUCGUCAGCGGCAACUCCAACAUGAUCCUCAACCACAUGAACGACAACUUCGACUUUCAGCCACCCUUGCGAGACGGAGGCGUGACAGCUAAGCCCAUAGUCGUUCCAACUGUACGCCAGUCGCGGAGCAAGGAUCUAGAGAAGCGUAAGCUCAGUCAGAAUCUGGAAAACUUCUCCGUUCGUUUGGGUCACACUGUCGACAAUGAGACACAACGCAAGCCCACGGAGAUUGCCACACAGGAGAAGUCUAACCAGGAAAAUAAGCCUCCAGCUGAAUCGAUUUCCAAAGCAAAUGCUCAGCCGCCGGAGCAACAGGCACAACAACUAAAGCACUCAAUGCAUUCCACCAAUGAGGAAAAGCUGAGCAGCGACAAUACUCCACCGUGCUUGCUCCCAGGGUGGGAUAGUUGCGAUGAAUCCCAAAGUCCGCCCAUCGAGAACGACGAGUGGCUAGCCUUCUUGAACCGUUCGGUGCAGGAGCUGCUCGACGGCGAACUUGACUCGUUGAAGCAGCACAACCUGGUGAGCAUUAUUGUGGCACCGCUGCGCAACUCCAAGGCCAUUCCACGGGUGCUCAAGAGUGUGGCCCAGUUGUUGUCGCUGCCCUUUGUGCUGGUGGAUCCAGUCCUGAUUGUUGAUCUCGAGCUGAUCCGCAACGUGUACGUGGAUGUAAAGCUGGUUCCCAAUCUCAUGUACGCCUGCAAGCUGCUCCUGUCGCACAAGCAACUCUCGGACUCUGCCGCCUCCGCCCCACUCACCAUGGGUUCGCUCAGUCGAACGCUGCGCAGCAUCCCAGAGCUGACUGUGGAGGAGCUGGAGACUGCUUGCAGUCUGUACGAACUGGUCUGCCACUUGGUACACCUGCAGCAGCAGUUCCUCACUCAGUUCUGCGAUGCGGUGGCCAUUCUGGCAGCAAGCGAUCUGUUCCUAAACUUCCUCACCCACGACUUCAGGCAAUCGGAUUCGGACUCCGCCUCUGUUCGCCUGGCUGGCUGCAUGUUGGCCCUGAUGGGCUGUGUGCUGCGCGAACUGCCCGAGAACGCCGAGCUGGUAGAGCGGAUUGUGUUUAGUCCGCGGCUAAACUUCGUCUCGCUCCUGCAGAGCCGGCACCACCUGUUGCGGCAACGUUCUUGCCAGCUCCUGCGCCUGCUGGCCCGCUUCAGCUUGCGCGGCGUGCAGCGCAUCUGGAAUGGGGAGCUGCGAUUUGCGCUGCAGCAACUGUCUGAGCACCACUCGUAUCCGGCACUCCGAGGGGAGGCCGCCCAGACCCUCGACGAGAUCAGUCACUUCACGUUUUUCGUCACCUAGCCGGCACUUUCUUUUAUUGGCCUCAGGCGUCUCUAUCCGAGCAGAUCCUGAAUGUUGCCCUGGAAGUAGCCGAUCAGCUCGUCGAUGUAGUUCCCAAAGCGGUCGAAGUUAAGUAGGUAGUCCUCGCUGCAGUCCUGCUCGUACAUCUCGUUUAGCUUGGACACAUCCUUGUCGGAGAGGCCGCGUCUCUGGCCCAGCGAGGCGUACGGGUCCUGGAAGCAACGGAAAGGAAGAGUCAGAGUCCUCAACUACUAACAAGUCAUUUUCAAACAUCUCAUCACUUUAACUAUAACCGCUAAGGUUUAGUCAGCCAUUCAGCUAAGGCAUUUUCUUUAGGAAUACAUCCAACUGAACAAGGAAGCAAAAAGCUUCAUCUACUCCUAGUUAUACGUUAUUGGACCACGUGUUAAUAUAGGUAUUCCUAAUCCGAUAAUGAUCAAAUCACUAUUACUAUCGCAUUUAAAUAUUUGGUGAGCCAUGAUUUUUUGCAUUCGUAAUGAAUUAUAGUUAAGUGAUAGCUGUUUUUGAACGCACAUGAUCAAGUAGAAUAGAGCCAGUGUUUGAUGUGCAGAAUUAGAUUGUUAGAAUAGUAGUUUGUAUCUCGAAAUAUAACCAUUAAGAGUAGUAGGUGUUAAGAGCAUAGUCGGUUUAUAGCAAGUGAAUUCACUGUAUGUCUAUACUAUACGUCCGAUAGUUCGCAGUAUUACAAUUGAAUGUUACACUGAACUUAUUUACCAUGUAAGCGAUUUAAAAGAACAU